Molecule: messenger RNA, 13385 nt
Organism: Diabrotica virgifera virgifera (western corn rootworm)
Lineage: Eukaryota; Metazoa; Arthropoda; Insecta; Coleoptera; Chrysomelidae
Gene: rictor
Product: rapamycin-insensitive companion of mTOR
Exons: 22
Coding region: 203-4645 (1480 amino acids)
Biological process (GO): positive regulation of phosphatidylinositol 3-kinase/protein kinase B signal transduction; TORC2 signaling
Cellular component (GO): TORC2 complex
Molecular function (GO): protein serine/threonine kinase activator activity
Source: RefSeq, a predicted model, not a curated record
GAAAAGUAAUUUUGGUUAUGCGAUGCGAAAAUGCGAAAAUCCAUUUCCUCAAAAAUGUUUAUGGAGUUUCAAGGGACAUAACCUCCAAUAGUGUUGUAAAUAAUACACAGUAGUGAUGUGGUGUUUGAGAAAAUGUUCCUACAAUUAAUGAACAAGUAUAUUUUUAUUAAUUUAGGGUAGUAAACAACUUAAAUUAUUCGAUAUGGCUGUGAGCAGUUGGAUGCUCAGGCAACAGAACAGAUACAAUAGGUCAACAAGACAUAACAAACAGGAAGAUGUGCUGGCACAGUUGCAAAGUUUAGGGCCUCAAGGAAGCUGCACAAAGCUUUUGGAGAAAAUAUGCGAUCUUAACGUCAAAGAAGAGAUACUCUUCAGCUACCUGAAUGCAUUUGUGAAGUUAACAUUGAAAUGUGGAGACGACUUUGAAUACACCAUUGAACAAAUAUUGACCUGUUUAAGGCUUUCUCUCAUUCACAACUCUGCCCAAAUUCGAACAGCCGGUUUAAGAUGUAUACGACAUGUCCUUAAAACAGAAACAGAUAUUGUACAGGCAAAUAAGUUAUUAAUACCUUAUUUAUUAACGAGGUCACUUGAUUUAAUUUUAAGAAACGAUGUUGAACGAAUAGAGGCAAUGAAGCUAAUAAGAAAAACUUUAAUAAUAUCGGCUACUACUUUUGAUAUCGCUCUUGCGCGAUGUUUGGUUUCUCUGGCUUACGAAGGUGCUGAAGCUAAAGAUAGAAUGCUUAGGGUGUGCAUGGCUACUUUAUCGGAAUUGUGUGUUCUAAAUUCAAAAUUGUUUAUUGCCUCUGGCGGCGUAACAGCAAUAUCUCGAAAUUUAUUAGAGUGCCAAAGUCCUAAAAUCGCUGAAUCCUUAUGCGGGGUGCUGCUUUUACUUUUAGAUAAGCCUUCGACAAGAAAUUUAGCUGCCGUCGAUUUGCAUUGCACAGCAGCUCCUUAUUGCGAUUUUCACUACAAACACGGAUCCAAAGAUAAGAACAAGAGAGAUGAACGUGAGCUGAGAUUAAAUUGUGCUCGAUUAUCUUUACUAACGAUACUGCGAAGUUGGCCGGGUAUUUUACAUUUUUGCAGCCCGACUGAUAGAGGGGGUUUCAGAGCAAUUGUCGAAGUUCUGUACUUACCUCAACUUGAAGUUAGAAAAUCAGUAUUAGAUCUUCUGUACGAACUGCUUGGUCUGUCCCAACCGGAGUGGUCAGAUGAAUUGUCUGUAGCGUUGAGUGCAGUUGAUCCGUGCGAGCCUCAAGCCUCAUGGAGGCUGAACGAAGGUUUCGUGGUGGCAGAGGGUCGUUCCAUUCUACCUCAUUUGGCCAAAACAACUCCAAGUACAACCGAUAUGCAUUUGGCCCUCUUGUUAUAUUGUUUUCUAGAAAACGGCCUUUUGGCAGCUUUGACAGAGGUGAUAGCAACCAGUGAUACAUUUAUAUGCGUCAGAGCUUCUAUUUUGCUAGGUGAACUUUUAAGACUUAUCCAAGUAUUGUUACCUCCUGGUUGUUGUAAUAUUUCUCCUUCUCUUCCAUCGUUAUUAGAAUAUGCAACGAAGAGUAAACCCCAAGCUAUUGCUGCGAUUACUGCGCUACAACAACUACACAUGUUAAUGAAACGCAGACCAGCUUCUUACAGUCUUCAUCUAGAUUAUAUAAUUAGGAAUAGUGUUCAUAAAAGAAAUGAACACAAACAUGUGAAAAAUGUCAAAUAUAGACAUGUUAGUACUAUACAAAGAAAAAUACAUCAGCUGGUCCUUAGAGAUGGCGAUGAUCCAAUUAAGGAAACCGGAGUAUUAUUAAGCAACGAUGCUUACACGUGGGAUUGGAGCUUAAUCAAUAUUGUAUUAAAGGGGGAAAACAACUCUAGAAUCGACCUAAACGACAUUGCCCAUCGGACGUUUAUAAAAAAACUGAUCGAAUUCUAUAUGCCUUCGAAAAACAAGUAUUCGCACAUGGACUUGGGUACUUCGAGAACGUCGAUGGUUUAUACAACUGCUGGCAUAGAGCUCAUCAACUUCCUAGUGGAACUUCGAGAUUCCGAUUACAAUGGACUCAAACCCCUCAAUUUGAUCGUGGAUCUUUUUAAAGACAUUCUAAGCAAUAUCGAUUCCAUAAUGACGAGCAAGAGCGUCCAUGAUUGUCUCUUCAGUCCUCAGCAUAUGGUGAAUACGCAUUGCCAGAGCUAUUUUUUGUUCAUCGGACAAUUUUCGAGAACUGAAAUUGGAAUUAAGGUUUUGGAGAACAUCAAUAUGUUUAAAGAAUUAAAAGAAUUGGCAACCACUACAAACCAUGACUGUUACGUUAAACUCAUAAUAUCGUCGUUGGAGUACAUUUUCCCAGGUCCGUCUAGAGACAUUUUAGAAGCUGUAAUAACAUGUAAUCAGGAAAGUUCCCGUCUCUAUGCCACUCAGUUCCUCCACGUGCUACUUCGCGCUGGAAACCCUCUAUUUUCUUCAUGGGCCAUUCAGUUAUUAGUCAAUCAACUGUACGAUAAAUCCCGGUCCAUUUUUCUCUCUGCUUUGGCCACCCUGAACGAAGCCUGCGAAUUACCAGAAUGUCUGCAAGCGCUUAUUGAUAUUAAUCCAGAUUUGGGAAAGUUGGGGGAGAAGGGGACUUUGCUGUUUGUGAGAUUCUUGUCGAUGGAAAGUGGGUUUAAUAAGGUCACGAAAGAAAGGGCUUCUCAGGAGAUUAAGAAAUGGGAUGACGGUUUUAGCUGCAGAUACGUUAAACUCGUUGAAGGCGACAUAGCUGACGCGCUAACUCUGCAUCAGCGUAACGAUGAUGGUAAAUAUGACAAAAGGUCUAGUAAUCAAAGAAAUACCAAUCGAAAAGACGUAUUUCUCCCUCCACACUUAUAUGGGCAGCUGGUACAAUAUGUACAAGGGUUUGAGUUGUUGAUUAGCCAAGGAAAAACAACCCAAAUGAUUGAAAUUGUUAAGGCCGCGAAAUGCACGACAGACGAAGAAAUCUUAAAGCUGAAAGCUGCGAUUUGGACACUAGGUCACAUGGGAACGUCAAAUCGUGGCUAUGAUUAUCUUACCAAUUUUGGAGUCGUAGAUCUGAUCGUAGGAUUUGCCAAAUGGUCCCCAGUAUAUUCUGUGCGAGCUACAGCUUUUUAUGUUUUAGGGCUUUUAGCAACUACCCCGUUAGGAGCUGAUGACCUUAACAGAAAAAGGUGGUUGUGCACCAGACACGACAGGCACGAAAAUUGGCCUGUUAUACGAGAAGAAGCGGAAGACUGGUUUUAUGGUCGGAAUCCUAGUGCAUCAACUUCUGAAGACGUGAUUUCUUUUGGAAGUCCUUUUGUCAAGGAAUUUGAGAUGGUUCCCGAAGAUGAAGAUUAUCCCGACGAAAGACAGGAUUUUUUGAGAUCUCCAUCUUCGCCAGAAGGUAGAAGAAUCAGACAAUCUACACUGCCUACAAGCAAAAGACCCCAGAUUGGGUUUCAUAAACGAUCGUUAUCAGAAUCGAAAACUUUCGAAACUAAUAACGGUUUUUAUGAAGACAUUCGCCCGCACCCUGUACCGUUUAUUACGACCGGAAGACAUAGAAAUAGUUCCAUGACAGAAUCCACAACUUCCGGCGUUAGUUCGUGCGAUUCUUUAUUAAAUAAGCCCGGUGUUGGUGGUACCUACGUGAAAACUUUAAGUCCUAUUCCAAGUUCCUCUAGUUUAAGUACGUUACAAUUACCUCCACAAUUCAAAAGAGUUUCUCACAGAAUAUCAUCUACAAGUACCACAAAUUCCGAUAUCUCAACGUCAUCGUUAACUGGUAGUGCGUCGAAUGAAUUAAGUGUUCAAAACCUCGUAGGAUACAAUACGUUAAGACUUCUGCGACGAAUGGAAGGCAUGAAUUACGAUAAAAUAAAUUAUGACGAUUAUUAUUCAUUUAAUGCAGCUUCCCAUCCAAGGCCAAGCAGUUCGUUAUUCGACGACUUCUACCUAUUUAAUUCUAGUUUUACAUCAGUAUUCAGCGUUCCUAAGUUCGAAAUAGAAACCUCAACCUCAUCCCAUGACGAUAAACGGUACAUGGGUAUUUGCCUGCCGAAAUUUUUAAUGGAGAUUUUUCCUAGUCAAGAAGAAAUUACCAGGUCGCCUUACAUUUUCCAAGAUCCACUGAGAAAAAAUUCGAAUGAUGAGAAAGUAUGGCAACACUCGAAAAAAGGUUGCUUUCUUUGCAGCCAAGCGGAUAAUCAAGAUAAGGCUAUUGAUUUUAUAAAAGACCCCGUUAAAAUCGAAAUCCUUCAGAACAUUGAACGUUUAGCGAAUCCAAUCUCGAACAAAUACAUCAAAUCUCAUCUCAUUCGCCUGAAGCAGCGUGAACCCGAAGCGUUUAGAGACAUUUGCGUCUACUCGGAAGUCUGCAAAAUAUGUUCAGAGAACAUCUACAGGUCGCCGACGAGGCGAGUGCUGCACGAAUUGUUUUUAGAUGUCGAUUUUCAGCGGUUAUACGAGCCAUCCCAGAAAGUGAUAAAAUCUAAUAAUAUCAGUGGACGCAAUUCAUUGCAAAUUGAAGAAGACACUGCCAGUGUAGAAAGUAAGAGCUUAUCUAGUGGUGCAACUAGUCCAACUGAUGUUAAAACUUUGGAUUCAUUAAAACUCACGUUUAACGAAAACAAGUUCCCCAUAAGAAAUAAAAAGUAACAAAUUGUAUUUUUCCAAUUGUUAAAGCGUUUCUUUUUUCUUUUUUACUUUUUGGGUUUGUAUAUCUUUUUUCGCUUUAAUUUUUAAGAGGUUUUCUCGUAGAUGUUCGUUCAAUAAGUACAAUAGUCGAGAAACACUGGACAAUUUCAAAGUUGAUUUUUACUUGGUUUUGGAAUAGUUUUGUUUUUGAACCGUAUUUUAUACAAUCUAUUUAAAUGGAUCAUUCCUAAUGAAUACAAUUUAUGUAUAUUUUUUGUUUUUUUUUUUUUUGUACAAAGUCUCGAGAGAUUAUAAUAUCGUUCGCCUGAAACGAACGUAAGGCCAUAUAUUUUAAAUAGAAAGUUGCUCUUUGCCGUUAAAGUCCAUUCGUUCAGCAGAAUAUUUUAACUGAUUCAUUGCCGGAAAAAUGCAACAUAAAAAUUCCUACCUCUAAAUAUAAAUGGUUCAGGUAAGCUUAUUGUUGCAGAUUUCUUUCAUUAAAAAGAGAAGAAUAAUCAUGAAUAAUGGGAGUGUAUAUUCAUUAAUUUUCAUUAAAAACUGGUUUUCCAAAAUAAACUUUAGUUUAAUUGAUACGGUUUUAUAGAGUUUUAUACAGUUUUUAUUUUGUUAAUAAACUGCAUAUAAAUAUUUUUGUUAAAAUAUUGACCUUGAGCAUGUAUCCUUAUUAGUUAUUCACAGCCACUGCCAGUAACGUAAAAAUUCAUCAAUUUUUCAUUAAGUAACGUAAUCAACUCAACAAAAAGCUAAUUACUAAAUUUACUAGACAGUUGGGACUGGGAUCAGCGAACCUGAUUUUCCGAACCUGAACCCAGUAUAUUCGUUCCUGAUUUUCCGAGCAAGCCAGGAACUAACGAACUUUUUCACUUACUAAAACGAAGUAAAAAAAGAAUGUGUGUGUACUUUGUACGCACGUAAGAAGUUAUACUUCUAUUAUAUGAUUUCAACGAAAUUAAUAUACUUUAAACAGUUUAUUUAUAUUUUAUUUAAAUACUAAAAUAAUUUUAAUACUUACUACUUUUCUAAAAAUUUUAUUAAAACAGUAGGUACCAAAAAUUAAAAAAAUAAAAGAAUGAAACACACACAAACACAUUGAAAAAUGCCACAAAUGAUUUCUGAACAAUAAUUGUCGGAAAAAAUUUUAACUAAAUACGUAUUUUCUGAAAAAAAAAAUUAUAUAAUAAAUAUAUUUUACUGAAGCUAUUUCCUUGUGGCAUUUUUAUAAUAAACUAUUUUUAAUGGGAAAUAAGCCACAAUUUUAAUAAAAUCAUUUUUUGGGUAAAAUUGUGGCUUAUUUCCCAUUAAAAAUAGUUUAUUAUAAUAAGUAUACUUACAAUCAAAAAAUGUAUAAAAAAAAUAAAAGUUUCUAUUGGGGUUCGAACCCGCUUAUGGUUGCGCAGUUGUUAGUAUUGGAAUUCAUUCAUCUUACACUUUUACCCACGGAGACACAUGCAUCAUGUGGGAAGAUCGACGAACUAAACAGUUUAAACUUUUGACAGUUCUGAAUUUAACCAAAUUAUUUUGAUUUUUGUAGAAUAUUGAAAUAUUAAAAUACAACAAAACAUAGAGUAAGAAAACAAUAUAUGUAUUAGGUGAAUAUUGACAAAAAUUUUGAUGGUAAUCAAAUUAUGUAAAUCAAAGCAUUAUAUAUACUAUUUUGGUAGGUUCAUUUUAAAUUUUCCAAAUAGGUAGGUACCUAAACUUACGUGCAUAGAAAUCGGCCCACUUAAAAAUUUGGUCAUUUUUGAUGUCUCAUAUUUCCUAAACCUGUUGGCCGAUUUAAGUGAUUUUUUGAACAUGUUAUAGCCUGAUUCUUUAAAAAUACCACUGGAAUAAUAUUGUUGCUAAACAGGUAAAUUUUCAUUAUAUACCGGGUGUACCAAUCAAACUGUGUUUUUUCUCGAAAGUUCGCAUCACCCGUGAAAUAUUCUAGCAUUUAUAAACUACUGAAAUUAAAACCCAACUAUAGCCUCAGGUUUUUUUAACAUUAUAUUUUUUGAUUCAUUCGUUUAUGUUGGAUAAUAAAAAAGUUAGGUACUUUAACAACUAGACAUGUUAUUUCAUCAAUAAACGGUGUUUUUAAAUAAAUACGACAAACUUUAAGGGGUAAUUCUGCAUGAAAAAAUAAUGACAGUUGGCUUUAUAAACGUAUGUCCGCAAAUGUUUCGUUUCGGAGAUACGGGAUGUUGAAUUUUUUCUUACAAACUGGCGAUUUAUUAUUGCUUUAAAACCAGUUGAGAUAUGCAAAUGAAUUUUGGUAGGUGUUAAGAGCAUAUUGUGCAUACGGGUAAUAUGAUCGGUCGUAUUACAAGUAUGCGCGUUAAUGGUGAAUAUUAAAUUCUUAAUUGUAUGUCAAAAAAUGUGCAAUAACUACGUCUUAAAACCCACCAAAUUUCAUUGGCAUAUCUCAACCGGUUUUAAAGCAAUAAAAUAAAUCGUCAGUUUGUAAGUAAAAAUUCAACAUCCCGUAUCUCGGAAACGAAACAUUUGCGGACAUCCGUUUAUCAAGCCAACUUUCAUUAUUUUUUCAUGCAGAAUUAUGCCUUAAAGUUUGUCGCACUUAUUUAGAAACACCGUGUAUUGAUGAAGAACAUAAUGUGUAGUUGUUAGAGUACCUAACUUUUUUAUUAUCCAACAUAAACGAAUGAGUCAAAAAAUAUAAUGUUAAGAAAACCUGAGGCUAUAGUUGGGAUUUAAUUUCAGUAUUUUAUAAAUGCUAUAAUAUUCCACAGGGUGAUGCGAACUUUGAGAAAAAAACACAGUUUGAUUGGGACACCCAGUAUACAAUGAAAAUUUACCAGUUUAGCAAUAAUAUUAUUACAGUGGUAUUGUUAAAGAAUCAGGCUAUAACAUGUUCAAAAAAUAACUUAAAUCGGCCAACAGAUUUAGGAAAUAUGGGACAUCAAAUAUGACCAAAUUUUUAAGUGGGCCGAUUUCUAUGCACGUAAGUUUAUGUAAUUUUGUAUUAUGAUACUGAAACAUUUACAAUUAUUACGUACCUGUCGCUUUUAAAAACUAUUUAAAAAGUCACUACAAUUAUAAACUUGCUUUUUUCUCUGCCAUCACAACAAUAAAAACUAAUAUAGGUACACAACAUUUGUUUAUCCAUAAUCUCCAACAAUUAUUGACAGAUGAUUUUAACACCCAAUAAGAUCCCGUAUAACGUUUGAGCGACUAAUACCAUACUGUCGGUGUGCGCAUGCGCCCAGGAAAAUAAAAUUCACCCUCGUGUGUAAAGAAGUAUAACUUCAAAAUAAUUAAAUAUUCUGAGAGUCAGUUUGAAGAAGCCAAAUUCAUUAAAUAUCGCAUAACUGAAUUUAUCGAGAGGUAAAAAAUCUAAAUUAAAUAUUUAAUCAUAUAGAAAAAUCCUGUAGUAGAGAGGAGAGUGCUACUAUAGACCAGGGCGGAUCUGUGAAAAAAACAUUUAGAUGUGAGAGCUGGCAUUCGGAUUUUUACAGAAAAAGCUAUGUUAUAACUUAGUAAUAUUAAUUGACUUAUCCUCCCCUUCAAUUAGGUCGGGAACAUUAAAGGAUUAGGCGCAAAAUUUCGGCUCCAAUGCUUUUUAAAUGCAUUCAUUUUUUUCGAAUUAUGAGAAAACUAAUAAGUAUUUUGAAAAAUUUAAAGCCAGAAUGAAAAAUUACGUUAUAACCGAUGGCCGAAAGUCCCUGAAAACUUCUAUAAUGUUUAUUUUAAUAAGUUACAGGGGUGAAAAAAAGAGAGAAAAUUUGGUUCCAUGACAUCUCGUAACGCGACAGUUCGUAACCAGACAAAUUGUAACGGACAAUUCGUAACAGCGACAGUUCGUAACGGCGACACUUCGUAACGUCGACAGUUCGUAACUUAUAAUUCGUAACGUCCAAAUCGAAUUAUUCUGUUUAUUUUUGUUGACGUGAAAACUAAAUGUUAUUACAAUUAUAAAUGAAAUUAUGUUUAUCAGUUUAACGAAUCAAUAUCGGGAUAAACAUUUUUAAGGCAUUUCAUAUUUCGUGUUUCAGAAUAUAAUAAAAGUAUUUAAACCACGUAUUAAAGUAUUAAAAGCCAUCCCUCUUAUCAACUAUAACCGUUGAUUGAAUGCCCCAACGCUAUAACCAAUUACAAGGUUUAUUAUAAUAACAGGUAAUUAUAAUCUUUCCUUUACAAAAUGUUUACUAGAAAAUUGGGAAUGUCUAAAGAUGGUUGUUGGCUUAAAUAUUUCACGAAUUACUUCAUUAUUCCUUUCUCUAGGUAUAUGCAAAUUUAAGGAACAAUAAGAGAGAUAAACUUUUAAAAAUAUUGUUAAAAGUUUGUAUGUAUUUAAACAUUUGUUUGUGUUUAAAGACUUUUAAUACGUAUAUUCUGAAACACGAAACAUAAAUGUGUUAAACAUGUUUAUCCCGGUACUGAUUCGUUAAAUUAAUAAACCUAAUUUUAAUUAUAACUGUAAUAACAGUUAGUUUCCACGUUAACAAAAAUAAACAGAAUAAUUCAAUUUUGACGUUACGAAUUUGUAUAGUUACGAACUGUCGCUGUUCGAAUUGUCCGUUACCAGUUGUCCGGUUACGAACUGUCGCGUUACGAGAUGUCUGGUCACGGAAAAUUUAGUGUGAUUUUUAAUUUCAAAUAUCUCUGAAACUUUCUGUUUAUUCUAGGGACUUUCGGUCCUCGGUAAUAAUGUAAUCUUUCAUUCUGCGUUUAAAUUUUUCAAAAAUAUUUAUUAGUUUUUCAGGAUUCGAAAAAAUUAAUGCAUUUAAAAGCAUUGUAGCCGAAAUUUUGCGCCUACGCCCUUAAUAAAAAAAUAUUUAAAAAUUACUAAAAAUAUCUUUUCUUUACUUUCCUUGCUUAUAACUCUAAAACGAUUUAUUUUGGAGCAAAGUCAUAACGAAAUAAAAUAAAGAUAAUUGCAUUUUCUAAAAAAUACGAAUGAACGAAGAAGUACUGCAUAGAAUAGGCCAUUAAAGAGAACUUUUCAACACAGUGAAAGUUAGAAAAUAUACCUAAGCCACAUACUGAGAAAUAAUAAGUACCCAUAUGCUCAACUAAUAGUGAAAGGAAAGAUCGUGGGAAAGACAGGCAAGGAAGGAAAAGACUAUCGUGGCUAAGAAACAUCCGACAAUGGCCAGGCUAAAUUUUGAACAGCUGAAGACAGAGAAGUGUUUGCAAUUGUAGCAGCCAACUUCCAUUGAGAAAAGGGUACUUUAAGAAGAAGAAAAAUGAGAUACGAUGGGCUAAAACAUGUUGUAAUUUAUUACUCCGGCUUCAAAAUAGAAACAAAUACAAAAAAGCGGAAAAAUAAGCCCUUUUCUAUGGAUGCUAUACAAUGUGCAACUUCUCUCACUACUUACAUACAUUCAAAACGAACAAUUUAUCACGCAGUGAGAAAAGUCGGCCAUUGCAGUGAGAAAUAUUUUUUCUCACGGGUUCUACGGUUUUCCAUAUAUGAUCGUCGCCAUGGUAACAUGCACAAUACAAACACAAUUAAUGUUGUCAAACAAAAUGUUUUGAAUCAAAACAUAUCACGAAUUACCUUUCAAAACUGUUCAAACAUAACUAAUAAUUAGAAUUUUAAAUAAAUAACGUAUAAAAAUUUUAAGAAUAUUAAAACCUACAGGUAAGUAUAUUAUGUAUUUUAUUUUUAAUUUAUGCAUAAAUAUACCUACAGCACCUAAAUUAAUUAAUUUUGAAGUUUGAACUCUUGACAAAACCGCAUCCAUACAAAAAGUACAGUGUACAACACAUGAGAAAAUGAUAUAUUUCUCCCUCGCUUGAUUUGCGGCACUCGCAUCGUGCCUCGGCUCGUACCAACAAACUUCUGCGCUCGUGAGAAAUAUGUCUUUUUUCUCACUUUGUUGUACAAUAUACUAUUUCUUAUUCAAUGUUUUUUAACCACUUAGAUUGCACGGAGGACCUUCAUAAUUCGCAUUCGAUUCGCAUAAUAAUUUUGCAAUCUUCAAUUUUCAAAAAGAGAUUUUUUAAAAUUUUGCACAAUAAAAACUAGACCAUAUUAUAGAAGUUUGAUAAGGUUCAUGUAAAUGUAAAUGCAACAUUUUCCCACAAUAGCAAGCUUGGCAUGUUACAUAUUCUUGAGAUUGAAUUCUAAAUUAAAAGAUAUUAAAAAUUCAAAUACUCUUCAAACUUGGCUAACAGUUCUUCAUUUAUCGAUGGAUCCUGGUCGACAAGAACACCUUUUAUUUUGUGUGCUCCUUAUGUAGCGUGCCGUCGUUGCCAAUAUAAAAUACGCCCGCUCCCAGGGCGGCAAAUUAUAGAUGACACUCAAUUUUUGUGUACCAAGUGUCUACCAAGUAAGGAAGGAGGCGGCGGUCACUGAUCUUGCCCAGGGCGACAAAAUCCCUAGGGCCGCGCCUGCCCGCUCCCACUCAUUUCAAAGCAUAAUAUUCACUCCAAUGUUAAAUUACACGUAGUUUAUAGGCUUUCGACAUCGUAUGAGUGCAGUAAAUUAUUUUUUAACCAUUCCUAGAUUCGUAUCCUUUUCUCACAGAGGAGUCGAAAAAAUGUACGUUAAAGAACAUAUGUUAAUAAUAUUUUUAUACAAUUGUUACAACGGAUCUUUGCAUCCUGAAUUACUAGGUCUUUUUUUACUUACUGAAACUAGUAUCGCAAGCGGCUUAAUUAUGCCGCUUGUCCAUAGAAAUCACAAUAAGUUAAACAAGGAUAAGCGAUACUCCAUGUCUUUGAUACGUUAUUUACUAAGAAUUUUGACGUUUAUCAUUUUCAGUUACAUUGGCGCAUUUUUGUUGCGCGCAUUUCAUUGUAUUAAUUAUCAAACAUAAUUGUUAGAACGACUAACUGUUGCUCUCUUAUUUGAUUACUUCCGUUAAUUAUUUAUUUUUAAGCUAAUGAGACAAGUAAUAUCUUUUAACCUACAAACUGUUAUUAUACUACAUGAGUCUGGCUAUAGUUUUGUCGAACGGAAACUUAUUUGUUUAGUAAUACUCGAUAUGAUGUUCAAGCUGUUCAAUGUUGAGUUCAUUUAUCUCCUCAAUAGUGAAAAAAGAUCAAGCACUUCAAUAAAGUAACUUUAUAAAAUACGUCCACGGGAUAAUAGCCAUUUCCUACUAAUUACAUUGAUAGUAAAUGCCGAUGCACAGUGGUUCCAUAUGCUGAAAACGUGGUCAUGAUAUAAAAUAAAAUAUCCCUAUUCUGGAAUUUUCAUGUUUACAGUUGUUUUCUCGUUCUAUCGUAGAGUCAUAAUACACGGGCAUAAGGAUCAGACCGGAUCUAUUCUUAUUCAUAAUUCCGGGAUAAGUGAGUCAUGUACGACCUUAUUUUUGAACGCAGUGAAAAUCAAAAAGAACGCGUAUAUUGAAAACGCUGUAAAACGUUUUGUGGUUUAUCAAUUUUAUUGCUGUAAACUACUGUAAAGCAUAUUCUUCUUUUUAUAUAUUAAUGUAAGAUAAAAGCUGACUAAAGAUUUGAUAACAAUAAAUACAUAAAAUUUGUUAAUGAAUAAGCAGUAAAAAUAUACUUGAAAUAAUCAAAAAUUCGUAAAGAUACAUUCAAAAAGUACAUAAUUCUCCAUAAUUCUGCGAUUAAUGUGUAUUAAUCUCAAAAGUUACAGUCAGAAGAUACAAAAUCACAUUGAUUUAGUUGCCUUUAACUUCCUUUGCAUUGCUGGCAGUUGUUUAAAAACAAAACUGUGGAAUGACGCAUAUUACAUGAUUCUGGCGAUUAUUGCGUAUACAGUGAUGAGCGCACUAAUAACCGGCAAAAUAACACAAUAGAUGGAAAACAAUUAAGUUGUGAGAUAAAAAGAAAUGAAACUAGUGGAGGUGAGAAAUUUAGCGAUAGAAACCUAUAAAUUUACAAUAUAUUUAUUGUUUCUCACCUUUAGACGUAUCGGACGAGUUUGGCAACUACCAUUGUGACAGUGACAGUUUGGGUUGACAUACUCGUCUGAUACGUCUAAAGGUGGGAAACAAUAAAUAGAAUGUAACUUUAUAGUUUCAUUUCUUUUUAUCUCACAACUUAAUAUGUUUUCCAUCUUUUGUGUUAUUUGCCCGUUAUUAGCGCGCUCAUCACUGUAUAUCAUUAUGGGCGGUUGUACAUAAGUAAUAGGUUCUAUUAAAUAUUGUACUUCAAAAAGAAAAUGUAUUGGCGAUCAGCAAUUACAAAAGUCCCUUAUAAUACAAUAUUUCAAAUAAAUAAUAUUUAUUUAUUUAAAAUAAAAUUUUUGAACUUCUUUCAGCCAUAUUGGAUCCGCCAUUUUGUUUUUCACAAAAAUAAUGUUAGAUUUGUAAUCAGCGACCUUAAACCAACAAAUUUGACCAAAUUUUGGGUUUUGAUUGAUAUUUUUAAUUUUUCCGCCAUGUUGGAUCCGCUAUUUUGUUUUUCAAAAAAAAAAUGUCAGAUUCGUAAUCAGCGAUGCCAAAAACCUUACGGUAUGAAAGUAAUUUCGAAGUUUAUGGACAAUAUACGCUUUUUAAUGUAUUGAUUUAACUUGUUUGCAAAUCAAUCAUUACGUUUUUGCAAAGAUCCGUUGGAACAACUGUAUGUUGAUAAGUUUAUUAGAUUCCAAAUAAAAAUUUGUAAAAGCAAUAUUCAACGUAUAAAACAGGUCAAACACAGUAGAAAAUUGCGAUCCAUAAAGAACAAGAAUUAGUUGAUUCUAAAAAUUCUGCAAUUAAGUUAAAUUGUGCAAAAAAUGCAAAUCAAGGGGAGCCAUACAAAUAUAUUUUAUUUAAUAUUAUACAGUAUAAACACAUAAACCCCAAACAAUAAAAUGACAGGAUUUAUAAAAAAAACAAAA